AAACUCCUCAGAAGAGGUGCCUAUUAUAAACACUUUCAGUAAUCUGUGAAUAUGCAAAUUAAAUUUACAUACUUUUCAGACAAGACAGGUGCUUGUGAUUCAAUGUUUGUAUUGUUUCUGUCAUGUGAAGCCAAUGAAGCCUUACUCUUUGACAGGUUGUAGCAGGUGAAUAGCUGUCAUUGGCUGGUAAAAUGAUGAAAAAACUCCUAAGCAAUUAAGAGGCAGCCAACUGAAUCUUCCACGAAGUUUUAGAGCUUGAUUGGUUUAUGAAAGGGACAAAAAUUAUUGAAAAUGCCUCCCCUGCUUCCACAGUGGCUGUGCUUCUCAUGCUGAUCUUUAUUCAUGAGCUUUUGGGCUUUUAUGGCUUGAUUAUGGAAGGCCAAGGAGAUUUGUUAUUGGGUCAGGAUAUGCCAAGAUUUCUGAUCUUUGAUCACCUAGGAUAUGCAGGUGGAAUUAUCUCAAAUUUGUCUGAUAUUUGCAAUUGAGAAGAGCUCAAAAACAGAUCAUAUUUCCUCCUUCUUUUUUUGCCUCGGGCAUGAAAUGAAAGUUGGAUUUGAAAGGCUUCCUGUUUGAUCUUCAUUUGGGCAAAUGUACUAUUUUACUUAAAAUGCAUUAUUUAGUAAUUUGAAAGGUGAGAACAAGUGGCCUGGCUGAAGGCCAUGUAUGGUGAAAAUAAUUAAGGCUGAUUGAAAUUCAGAUUAGCUUGACAAUGAAUUACAGUGAAGAUAGAUCAGAUAUUGUGGGGAGAGAACAAAAUGGCUUCCUUUAUCAGGGAAGGCUUAACAUCACAAGCCGCAAGAUUGAGAAGAUUUACAAGCAGUGGACCAAGGAACUGGCAAAACAUGACUUUGAAGGUGUGAAAUCAAGGAAGGUUGAAAAACUCCCUGUAAAUUCUGAAUGGAAAUCCUCAAGGAAAGAAAACAUCUGUGUGAAUAGUAAUGAGCAUAAUAUUAUGAGCAAGAAAAGCUUUGGACCUGGUGGAUUUUCAGUUAAAUAUUCUGUUGAUGACAAAAAGUUGCCUCCUUUUCGUACUGGAAAAUAUAUUCCCAAGGAUGAUGUUUAUUCCUGUGGCAAUUGUGUACCCAAUGAAAAAUCAUUGGCUUUGUCUGGGAAAUCUAAGGAAAGCUCAACAGAGAAAAUUGUGUCUGGUUUGAGUUCACCACCUCCAUUUAGAACAGGGAAAUACACGCCAAAUGAUAAUUCUAUCUAUGUGAAGAGCCCAGAAAAAUUGGAAACACCAUCUAGUUCUCCCUCUCAUGGUUCACCAACACACAGAGCAAGAAGGCCAUCUUCAGAGAAAAUUGUUGGAAAACAAAAUGGUUAUUUUGCCAGUGGACGAAAAUCACCAGGAUCACCCAGAAAUAGAACUCUAACAAAGUCUCCUGCCACAGAAGGAAAGAGAACUUCAUCACUUGAACAGAUAAGUCCAACCACUUCAAGUACUGGUUCAGCAAAACUGAGAUUAAAAAUCUCAAUAAGUCAGAGUGCGGAAAUAGUCGGCAGAAAUGCUUCAUCUCGCCCAAAAAGUUCUGCCAUGGAGAAUUAUGUGAAUUCAAGGACUAGAACCCGGAGUGAAAAUAUGCUGUCUAUCAAAUCUUCUCAGCGCCCUAAGAGUUCAGUUUUAGAAAACAGCACUCAUCGAUUCAAAUCAAUUGUACGAGAUAUUGACAUAGGAGCUACUGAAAAAUGUAAAGCGACUGUAAAAACUCAGAGCAGACCACGUAGUGCUGUUUUGGAUAACUCACUUUCUAGUCGUUUGCCUAUGAAGAUUGUAACAAGCACAAAAGGUCAAGCUUCUCUUGGAAGAAAUCUAGUGUUGGAUAGGUCCCCCAGUGGGGAAUCCAAGAGAUACCUCAGGAAGGGGUCAGAUUCUUCAGAGAGAGGGCAUCAGCGCUCUAAGACAACAACUUCAAUCAGCAGCAGCUGCAGUGAAAGAAGUUACAAUGCAGUGAGACUUAGAAAACCAAGGCGCAUGCUUCAUAGAAAUGCUGCCUAUGUCAAACCCAGAAAGAAUAAAAACUACAAGCCUGUGGAAAGGAAACAAGGCUCUCUUCAAAAGAAACCUCCCAGGUCCCCAAGAAAGGGAAAACUGGAAUCAGACAGAGUGGAUGGAUGUAUUGCUGAAAAACCAUCUGCUUCACAACAGUCAUUCGUGUUUUCUUUAUUCAUGGACAAGUUUUGCAUACGAACAAGAAAACUUAGGGAUGGUGGCCUGAAAAUCCCUACAAUCAAGAGAUAUCGUGUGAUGGUGUGGAAGAUAAAAAGGAUUUCAUACCUGCUCUACGAAAAGGUUACAUUUCUUAACCCAAUGGUGACAAAAAAGCCAAGACUUCAGCGGCAGAAGAAGUUGUUUCACAUUCAAAAAGCAGGCACAAACAAGGAUGUUUUCUUCACAGGGAAAAAUUUCCUGCGAGCUGGUCAAAUGAACACAAAUGUUGCAACAUGGGCAAGACUCCUGAAAAGGGCAGCUCCACCAAAUUGUUCAACAAACAAUUCAACAUUGAGCCCAAAUUCUACAUCAUCCUCAAGUGCCCAACAAGGUUCUCAAAUGCAAACACCUCCUAGACAACCAGACUUUGACAGUACCACCCCAGCCAAAGGGCAGAAAUCAGCAAACAGUGGUGAAAAACAAUCAAGCUCAAGCACUAAGAGUGCAGUCAAUGAAAAUGAAGUCCAGGAUGCUCUUUCAGCAUUUGGAUUCCUUGACAGCCCUCAAAGUCCACCAAGACCAAACAUACAGACAUCCCCACCAAAACCAAGCCCUCCUGUUAGGAGAAAACCUCCUUCACCUCCAACUAGUUCAACAAGUCAUAUGAACAUUGACAGCUUUCGCUGCAUUAGUGUGUUAGGUAGAGGACAUUUUGGAAAGGUUAUUUUAGCAGAAUACAGGAACACCAAUGAAUUGUUUGCAAUCAAGGCUCUGAAAAAGGGUGAUAUUAUCGCAAGAGAGGAAGUUGAAAGUCUAUUAUCAGAGAAAAGAAUUUUCUUGACAGCAAACAAGAUGAGGCAUCCAUUUCUAGUUAACUUAUUUGCCUGCUUUCAGACCCAUGAACAUGUGUGUUUUGUAAUGGAGUAUGCACCUGGAGGUGACCUUAUGAUGCACAUACAUGCAGAUGUCUUCUCAGAACCAAGGACAGUGUUUUACACAUCAUGUGUGGUGUUAGGAUUGCAGUAUCUCCACGAACACGAAAUAGUUUAUAGGGAUUUGAAGCUGGACAAUUUAUUACUGGAUUCUGAGGGUUACGUCAAGAUUGCGGAUUUUGGUUUAUGUAAAGAAGGAAUGGGUUUUGGAGCAAGAACAGGCACCUUCUGUGGAACCCCUGAGUUUUUAGCCCCUGAGGUUCUUACAGAAACUUCGUACACGCGAGCUGUUGACUGGUGGGGUCUUGGAGUGCUCAUAUUUGAAAUGCUGGUCGGAGAAUCACCGUUUCCAGGAGAUGAUGAAGAAGAAGUUUUCGACUCUAUUGUUAAUGAUGAAGUUCGAUAUCCAAGGUUCCUUUCAACAGAAGCCAUUGCUAUCAUGAGAAGGUUAUUGAGGCGCAAUCCCGAAAGACGGUUAGGAGCCAGUGAAAAAGAUGCAGAGGAUGUCAGGAAACAGCCAUUCUUUAGGGAUAUGAACUGGGAUGAUCUCCUCGCUCGAAAAGUUCGACCCCCGUUCGUUCCAAGUGUGAGACACGCGGAAGAUGUGAGUAACUUCGAUGAAGAGUUUACCUCAGAAGAACCUGUCUUGACACCUCCAAAGGAAGCCAGACCGUUGAGCAGUGAAGAGCAGGUAUUGUUCGCUGAUUUCAAUUACACGGCCGACUGGUGCUGAGAGCAUUCAAAAGCGAGCGAUUAUUUUAUAGAGUAGUUUAGCUAGUGACGGAUUUUCAUUUUUACAGUCCCCAGGAGCAGCAGCUCAGUUGUAAAGCAGUUUUAUGAAAGAGAAAAGUGCAAUGAUUUUAUUUUUAUCUUAACGGGCUUGUAUUUCCCCUUCAUCGUUUUCCUCAUCUCCGCCACGCUGAGCAGAUGGCGUAAAGUGUAGUUUGGGAUGUAAAUAUAUAUGUAACAUAAACGUUGUCGCCAAUCUUAACACUAAAUUCUGGCUGGUUUGGCUCUAUUUUUGAAGAAACAAUUGCGCGCGCUCUGAGAAAUAACAGAGAAGUCGCCUUAUUAUUCUUUGUAUCAUAACUUGAAAUUACUCGAAGAAUGUUCACAACUUUCGUGGGAUUUUGAUACAACAUUUCUCCUUUGAAUCUGUUGCUAAAGACUUAUAGCUUGUCUAGAAUGUUUAUAUUAUUAUUAUUUGUGGCGGGGAGAAUACCACCGAAUGAAGACAACGACUAACACAUUCCAUCUCGUGCACGAACCGAAAGUAAUAAAAUUUAACUUACUCCUUAAGUUUCUCAAUACUGUUGAUUUUCUGAAAUACAAGAUGGUCGUUAGUUUUUGUCCUCCUUUGGUGGAAGAGAACUGAAAUUAGAAAUGAUCUUACAAUUAAACUUGUACAUAAUAAGAAAAUUCUCUGCCAGGAGAUUGUAUAUCAUUUAUUUUACAGUAUCAAUUUGAAAUUAAACCUUGACGGAUUUGAGUUUAAUAGUCGGAAUAUUUGAUUUAUAUUACCAAUAAAGAGUCUACGGUUUGUUUUGACUUUCAUUUUAAAUCGACGUGAGGGAUGCUGCAUUCAGUAUGUGGCGCGUUUAGAUAAUAAAUUCUUGUGAACCCUUUGAA
Pocillopora damicornis (cauliflower coral) is the source of this 4710-nucleotide messenger RNA. RefSeq names its product serine/threonine-protein kinase N2. The record is from RefSeq and is a predicted model, not a curated record. Gene Ontology annotation, biological process: signal transduction; protein phosphorylation. Gene Ontology annotation, molecular function: protein serine/threonine kinase activity; ATP binding; small GTPase binding. Lineage: Eukaryota; Metazoa; Cnidaria; Anthozoa; Scleractinia; Pocilloporidae.